CAGAUGCAGAUGACGACGCCAUUAUGUACUCCAUCGACCAGACCUCGGUACAGUAUUAAUAACGUUUUAUACAGAAAUAUACACCAGGUCUCCUUACUGCAUCAAUAAUGUUGUGUAUUUAAAUGAGUGUGUACAGUAUUUGUGGGUGGUCUCUGUUCCAGCCUGAUGCUGCCUACUUCAGAGUGGAUCUCCCUAACAGUGGAGAGGUGAUAUUGGCCAAGCCUCUAGACUACGAGACCAAAACACAACUGGAGAUCACCAUAUCCGCUUUGGAGAUGAACACUGCAGAGAAGUUCAACACCAGUGCCAUCCUGACCGUGAAUAUCUUGGACGGAGAUGACCAGUACCCACAAUUCCUGCCGUGCACGCCCCUCUCCAACGACCAAUCAAAUCGUGUCUGCACCAAUCCCAUCUACAUGGUUAACAUCACAGAAGGCGAACAGGACAUUCUUCUGGACUUCUCUCCCGGGCCAAUCAAUGCUGUGGAUGGAGACAGAGGCCUCAGCACACCUCUCAGCUACAGCAUCCUGUCAGGGGCUGAUAGCGGGCAUUUCGUGAUGGAUGAGCUGACAGGGGAGGUGCGUCUGACAAGAGGAGUAGAGAACAGACUACAGACACCCACACUACACCUCCAAGUCAUGGCGUACCAGAGGAAUGAUCCUAGGAAGUACUCAGUUGCCACGGUGGUGGUCCGUGCUGUGGCUGUCAACCGCUUUCCUCCCCAGUUCAGUUGGGCUGAAUACCGUGGCUUUGUCAUCGAGGGCGACAGCCCUGCCUCACUGGUCAACACUUAUGGCAACACUGUGCUGCUGAUACAGACACAGGACAGGGACUUCUCUGAUGGCAUCAAUCCCAAUAUGCACUACUCCCUGAGGUCCUCGGCCAAUUACACACAGUUCUACCACAUCACACAGGAGGGGCUUCUGAUUGCCAGGACCAAUCAGCUACGGCCAUCACAGACACACAGUCUGAAGGUGYGCUUUAUUUGGACAGAAGAGUAGUACCAGAGAACAACCUAAUUACUCUCUAUUGAGGAUGGACAAGCUGCAUUGGUGAAGCUGAUGUUGAUGACGAUGAUAUCCUGCAGGUAGUGGCUGUGGAUUUGGAGUCAGGUGAAAUGGACACGGCUCUCAUAAAGGUGGAGGUGCUGUUUGAAGGACAAACAGUCCCUCAGGACCAAUUGGGGGAUGGGCUUCUUCCUGGUAGCUGUGCAGUGGGCAAGGCUAUGGGUAUGGUCAUCCUGGGGCUAACUCUGUUAGGCUGCGCUCUGUAUGCACUGCAGCAUGUACUCCAGACAUACAGAGGACUGAAGGACCCAGAGGACAGGGGCUGUAUAGCCCAGGGAAGCACCC
Molecule: messenger RNA, 1352 nt
Organism: Salvelinus sp. IW2-2015
Lineage: Eukaryota; Metazoa; Chordata; Actinopteri; Salmoniformes; Salmonidae
Source: RefSeq, a predicted model, not a curated record